Molecule: messenger RNA, 1150 nt
Organism: Aspergillus fijiensis CBS 313.89
Lineage: Eukaryota; Fungi; Ascomycota; Eurotiomycetes; Eurotiales; Aspergillaceae
Product: SDR family oxidoreductase
Exons: 1
Coding region: 110-1009 (299 amino acids)
Molecular function (GO): oxidoreductase activity, acting on the CH-OH group of donors, NAD or NADP as acceptor
Source: RefSeq, a predicted model, not a curated record
CUACCUAGUACCCACCCGGCAAACGCAGCUUCCAAGCGCAGCAGCUCUCUCACCUCAUCCUCUUACCCCCGGCUCUACCUACAACUGCGGGUUCCUUUGGAGAACGACCAUGUCGGCCCAAGAUCCCUCCCUGGCAAACUGGCCUGCGGUGGCUAGCUAUGUCUCGACGCGCAAGGACACGUACCCGUUCAUCGAUCCGGCUCACGCCGACCUGGCGGGCAAGUCGGUCCUGAUCACGGGGGCCUCCAAGGGCAUCGGCAAGGCGGCCGCGAUCCGCUUUGCCAUGGCGGGCUGCUCGACGAUCCUGCUGCUCGCGCGGUCGGACCUGAGCGAGAUGGAGACGGCCGUCCACCACGCGGCCAUGAAGGCCCACCGGCCCCGGCCAUUCGUGCGGUCCCUGAAGGCAGACGUGACCUCGGAAGACUCGGUGCGCGCGGCCGCCUCGACCGCGGCCGAGUGGCUCGGCGGCGGCGGGCUCGAUGUCCUGAUCAACAACGCGGGCUACCUGGAGGAGUGGAAGCCCCUGGCCGACUCGGAGCCGAGCGAGUGGUGGCGGACCUGGGAGGUCAACAUCAAGGGCACCUAUCUCGCCGCCCACUUCUUCGUUCCGCUGCUGCUCCGGUCGCCGACGAAGACGGUCAUCAACAUCAGCAGCGGGGGGGCCCAUGUCAUGUUUCCGGGGGCGUCGGCCUACCAGACCACCAAGUUCGCCCUCUGCCGCCUCACCGAGUUCAUGGACACAGAAUACCACCGGCAGGGGCUGAUCGCCAUCGCGCUCCAUCCGGGCGCCGUCAAGACCGAGCUGGCCAUGAACAUGCCCCCGGAGCGGCAAUCCGUCCUGACCGACACCCCGGAGCUGGCCGCGGACACGCUGGUCUGGCUCGCCCGCGAGCGGCGCGACUGGCUGGCCGGCCGAUUCGCCUCGGUGAGCUGGGACAUGGAGGAGCUGGAGCAGAAGCAGCAGGACGUUCUCCAAAGAGACUUGUUCAAGUUUCGCGUGGUGGUUUGAGUGUCGGACGGCGUGAUCCCCAGCCUGCCUCAUCUUUAUCCCAGUAACCGUAACAACAUCAAUGAGUGUACCGAGCUAGCUGAGCCGUAGGCUGCGAGACAUCUAGAUGUUGGCGGAGUCUAUCUGACAUGAGCAGGCUUG